GGCCGGUGCUGCGCUUGUCCGAAAUAUGACCAGCGGCGCUCGCAAGCCACGGCAGAGAGAUGACGGUUUAACGCACCGGCUUGCACCGCGCGAGAACGAGCAGCAGUCCGCAGACUCCGAGCGGGCGCACCGAUGGCGGCUCUCCUUGGCGUCGCUCGUCGUCUUUGCCGCGCUGCUGUCUGACCGGCCGCGCUUCUGCGCCGAGGCCAAGCUCAACAGGAGCCGAGACGAGGAGCCGGCCAGGAUCGUUUCACCUCGAGACGCCAUUUCCAUUGGAAACACUAGUGAACCGCCGUGGAGACUGGAAACGUCCAGGAACUGCUUCACGUUCGCCGACGCGGACCACUUGUGUGCGGGCCUCUCGGGUCCAGACGUGAACCCGAGCGACUUGUACCUCUCGUUUUGCAACGCCUACUCGCUAAUGGAUUUGCUGUACGGCUUGACGAACCCGGACGACUUGAACUGCAGUGUGGAUGCGCUCUCGAGCGGCGACCCGUCCAGGUGUACCCUGUGCGUGCAGGCGUACCAGCGCUAUGACCUGCACGCUCAGGAGAAAUACGAGGAGUUCGAGAGCAUGACCGAGCGCUACGAGACGGACGCGUACUCGGUGCGAACGUGCAUGGAUGAGUGUAAGGUGGUGUACAAGCCAUGGCUCUGCGCUCAGUAUUUCCAGAGCAAUCAGUCCAGCUGUAGCCGCAAGAUCCCAUGUGAGCAGUACUGUCUCGAGGUCCAGCAGAAGUGUCCCUUCAUAUUGCCUGACAAUGAUGACCUUAUACACGGUGGCACUCCCAGUUUUAUAUGUACAGGGCUUUUGGAGAAUGCAGACAACACCCAGCAUGAGCCACAGUGCUGUGAUGUGCGGUGGGAGCUAAAAUUCAAUGAAUGUUCACAUAGCACAUUCAAAAGGACUUAUCCUUCACGCCAGCAUACGUCUGCUACGACCUCGGGGGCUCCAAGGCUGAAUCAAGGCAGACUGAAGCUCUGCUUGCUAGUCCUGGUCCUCUUGCACACAGUAGCGACCAUGACAGCUGUCCAGAACUCGACCUGCCUAGCGACCAUCUUCCCACUGGAGGACAAUGCCCCCAGAGAAGAAUGACUGGAUGUGGGGGGCUAGCUCUAGCCAAUCAGCAUGCUCCAAAACGUGAAAGAUGGCCAGCAAGGAACUGGGCCGAACCGAGUCGAACCAAGCACGCCAGGCACGCCGGCAGAUCCCUAGCUGCGCUUUACAUGUUCAGUGCUCUUUAUGCCCCAGGUACAAGGAAUGACAGAAUUCAUGAGAAGGGCAAGAAGAGACGAAGGAAGAGGAAGACCAAGGCUGUGUUCUUUUGAGACGUCAGCUCUCACACUGUUCUGAAAAGUAUAUAUUUUGUUUUUUGUUGUAUCAAUGAUGGUCAGACUUUUUCCCUUUUUAGCUUCUGCUGUUAAAAUGGGUUUCUGUGUAUGUCAACCACUUCAGAAUAAAAUGGAUUGAGGGAAGAAAGCAAUGUUAUAUGUAUCCAUGUCUCAAACCACUCUAUGUCAUACUCUGUUGUUUUCACAUUUGACAGCUAGCAUGAAUAGAAGUAUACAUGCUGUUGCUGUAGCCAGAACGAUACGAACAUAUGACCUCAAUUCUUCAUUUACCAGAUUCAGAUACUUUCUUUUCUUGCCUUGCGACCAAGAUGUAGACCAUCAACAGAGCCUUACAAACAGACCCCCUUAGCAAUCAUAUGGUGUAUCAUACCAUUUCCCAUUUUUUAGCUUUCAGCCUCUAUAUAUCCUCAGAUCUGCAGUGCUGCUUAGCAGACUACAUUAUAACCAUGUUGUUAUCCUGAUACCUACUGGGAUGGCUGAUAUCUUUUUAAUGUGCAGUGAAAAUGUGAACAUGUGUGGUUAUACACCACCAUAAUUCUCUGAAAUAUGGAAGGAAACCAGCCUGGAUCCCAAGAAUGAGUACCUGCUAAAACCCACAUUUCAAGAAUUAAAAUGACCCACUUAUUUCCUGUUCCAGUAUAGUUAAAUCUUAACCUCACCAGGCUGCAAUAACAUGACUGAGUGCCUGGUCUAGCCUAAAAAUGCAUACAAAUGGAACAGCAGCCACUCCAUCGAAACAUCAAGUUUUACUUAGUAUGUGGAUAUUAAUGACCUCCAGUACCUUUCUUUGGGGGGUGCAGAGAUGGGUUAAAAUGAUAUAAUAUUUUGACAAUGGCUGUUCUUAUUUCCACACUCUUAUGCCCUCAAAAUGGUAACUUACAAUGCUAAUGAGUUGCUGAAAAAAAUUGCAUAGUGAUCAGUCUUAAUUGCGCUGAAAUUUUUAUUCUUUUAUUCUUUUUUUUUUUUGUGCCAUUUUUUGUUCUCAAAAUGUCCUACACUGUCGUGUAAAGGGCUUAGAGGAUAGCAUGGAAGGGAAGGAGUUCUCAAGGGCUCAUUUUAUAAAUCUCCUUCUGUGUGUAGGACUGUGUGUGUUUGGUGUCUGACUGUAUGGGCCUCUGGCUGCUGAUAUACUGUUUUGCGAUCUGUUUUACUUGGUGAUUUAUCACUAAGCUACGUUAAAAGGCGUAUUUUUAUGCUUAACAUUUACUGUGUCUUUGUAAUUGGCUGGAGAACAUCAUGGGCACAUUUGUCUCGCAUAGUUACGUCUAAUAAUAAUGUUGCAACGUCCCUCAAUCUGAAAGGCCCAAGUGCCUCUGCUGUCCAUUUGUCUAGUGCUAUUUCUUCAACACAGCAGCAUAUAGAGUAAUGGCAGCAGUUACAGUUGAUUAACAGUGUUUCCCACAUAUAGGUGAUGCUUGGGUGUGGCACCGAGGUAUAUUGACGAGAGCCCAAGUACAUUUUGGGCCAUAAAAAACCACCACAUUUUAUUUAUAAUAAAUUUCGAAUGACAACUCACCUUGUUUUCAAUUUGGCUCUGACAUGCACACAGCUGGGCAGAGAAAAGAACCAGACAGAGCUGUUAAAGCACUCUCUUUUCAUAUUUAUUCCUUUUGGAGUCAGUUUGUGCAAGUUCAUGGUAUACAGUUAGUCUGUCAGAGGAGCUCCUAAUAUUUGCACAGUUUCAUUUUCUGCACACUUUGGUUGCACUUGAAGGCACUUUGCCUGGUUCACAUUUAUUGAGCACAUAACAUUUCUGACUCCCCAUUUAACCACUCAGAACAAACUACUUUAAUGUAUUGUCAAGUGACAGAAUACAACAAAUAUACGGUAUACAGGUAAUUCAAUACAGGAUACAGGUCAUUUAGUUGAUAUAUUUUUUGUUCAUAAUGAUAUGUGGCAAUAUCUUGAACACGCUUUCAGCCACCUCACACGGUUCCUAACUAACCUGCGAUGGAACACUUAUUACGGAGCCGUGCUCAAUUUCCUCUUUAUCAAAAGCUAACAACAUUGAUUUAAAAAGUUACUGACAACUUAGCAGUUUUGCUCUCUCAGUGGUUUCUACUCUUGCAGCCAUGAUUUCAUGCUAUAAUACGGGUAUAUUUAGAAUUUCACAUAGAAAUGUCAUGGUUGAGAGACUUGUAUGUAUAUAUUACUGUUUGCACUCACAGCUAUGCCGACUCGGCUCUGUGAUCAAAGAGGAAAUAAUGAUAAACAAGUGCUGUCGUUAGUUACAGGAGUAUAUGACAUACAUGAAACUCAACCCAAGUAAUCUGUGGGAAACACUGAUUACACUACAGAUGUAAUAAAGACCAGGCUAGUGCCGUAUUGUAGUUUUGUGAUGAUGGCUUUAAUAAGUGAACUUAAAGACAUGCUUUAACCCAUAGUCUUGUUGUAUGUUCUUUUAGCUGUUUAAAGCAGCUGGCCAAGGUCUUACAGUUCAGAGGUGACAAUCAUUCCUCAUUACAUUAAACAUUCACAUUAAAUUAUCGUAAUUUUAUUAUUUUUAAAAAAUGAUCCAGCCUUUCAAGCAAACAACAGGAUUUGUGGAUAUUGGGGAUGUCCCAUAAAUAUCAUAUAUAUCUUUUAUUAAAAAAUAUUGUAAAGAAAGAUAUUCAAGAAAAAAAAAAAAAAAAAACCACAACAGCAAUGCUUUUGGCUUUAGGGUUUGCAGUAUCCAACACUGCCGAGUUGCACACAUCACCGUCUUUAAACAAGCUGUUUUACUCUGUUAUUACAUUUUACCGGGACAGACUAUAGUAUGCCUUGUGGUAUCAACAACUUAGAAGUACAAACUACAGUGUCCAGUGUAAAGAGUAACCAGAUCUACAGUGGCCUCCACUAAUAUUGGCACCCUUGGAGCAAA
This is a messenger RNA of Ictalurus punctatus (channel catfish), 4216 nucleotides long. It is a transcript of the gene nalf1a, whose product is annotated as NALCN channel auxiliary factor 1a. The transcript is spliced from 3 exons. Lineage: Eukaryota; Metazoa; Chordata; Actinopteri; Siluriformes; Ictaluridae. The coding region runs from base 26 to 1096 and encodes 356 amino acids. Gene Ontology annotation, cellular component: plasma membrane. The record is from RefSeq and is a predicted model, not a curated record. Gene Ontology annotation, biological process: calcium ion import across plasma membrane. Gene Ontology annotation, molecular function: stretch-activated, monoatomic cation-selective, calcium channel activity.